GCGCUCAUGGCUGACUCAGCAGGAGCUCACACAUAAUCUUCUUCUUCUUCGCAUUUUUGUAGAGAUAAGACCGAGAACUGGGCGUACAACAGACUCCUCGACGAGGGCGGACAACAGUGCAACGAAGAAGUACUCUGCUUUUGGCUCGAGAACUCAAGAACAGGGAUCAGAGAACCGAUGGCUACGUUCGCGACGUCGAGGGCGGCGGUGAUGGGGUCGGCUCGCCCGGGGCGGGUGGCCGGGCCUCGGCGGUGCGUGGUGACGCGCGCGUCCGCCAUGAUGGCGGCGACCGGGAGAACGCACUACGAGGUGCUCGGGGCGGGCGCGGGAGCUAGCAGGGUGGAGAUCAAGGCGGCGUACCGGCGUCUGGCUAGGAAGGUGCACCCGGACGCUGCUGGUGGCGGCGGCGACGAGGGGUUCAUCCAGCUGCACGCGGCCUACGCCACGCUCGCUGACCCCGACGAGCGCGCUCGCUACGACAGGGACGUGGCCUGCCGCGCCGCGGGGAUGAUGAUGCGGCGGGCGGCAGCGACGUCCGGACCGGCGUUCAGGCGGAGGACGUGGGAGACCGACAAGUGCUGGUAGAACGUACAGCAACGCAAACACGGCUGCCGUCCGGGCUCCCAACCGGCGGCCGCCCGGUUCGCUCAGGCACGGCGCUGGAGAGGUCUUCCCGACUGUCGUGCAACGUACGAUCAGGAUUGGACGGCCCAGAUCGGGUGAUGCAGACGCGGGAGCUCUCUACACAGCAAGAGGCGUUUUUAAAGAUCUCUUGCGUGUCUGGUCAGCAAAAUGCAAAUAUGUAAUCUAAUUACUGUAAAUUAACGGCCAAGGAAUAUAUAUUGUGUAGCUCUUUUUCUGAA
Triticum urartu is the source of this 863-nucleotide messenger RNA. RefSeq lists its product as uncharacterized. NCBI's taxonomy places the organism in Eukaryota, Viridiplantae, Streptophyta, Magnoliopsida, Poales, Poaceae. The record is from RefSeq and is a predicted model, not a curated record.